UCAAUGAUGAGAAGCGGACCUAUUGUACUGAUGAUUUCGCUGUGCUUUUUCCUGGUAAGAGCUAGCCGAAUGGAGCAAAUGAUUGCAGCAAGAAUUCCACAGGAGAGGCCGGUCCCACCAGGAAUGAUUCGGUGUAAACCGACUGCCUGUUGCUAUGCGCCAAAAUUCAGAUGUUGUGAAGGAGGAGAUUGGUGCUGCAUUGGGAAUUUCCAUAUGAAAGUGAUAGCUAGUUGGUGUUAAAACUGAUCUAACCGACACCAUCCGAAAAUAAGGGAGAAUCAU
Nezara viridula (southern green stink bug) is the source of this 282-nucleotide messenger RNA. NCBI's taxonomy places the organism in Eukaryota, Metazoa, Arthropoda, Insecta, Hemiptera, Pentatomidae. The record is from the annotation of a GenBank genome assembly.